Molecule: messenger RNA, 6021 nt
Organism: Asterias rubens (European starfish)
Lineage: Eukaryota; Metazoa; Echinodermata; Asteroidea; Forcipulatida; Asteriidae
Product: sushi domain-containing protein 2-like
Exons: 20
Coding region: 59-3475 (1138 amino acids)
Biological process (GO): cell-matrix adhesion
Source: RefSeq, a predicted model, not a curated record
UUCGCCAUUAAAUUUUCUGUAAGAUUAUAGCAGGAAAUCCAAUCGUGAUUUUGUGAUCAUGGCGUACUGUAGGAUAUUGAUUGUAUUGGUCACGUGUGCUGUUCUUCAGAAAAGAUGCGUUGUGCUUGGUGAUUAUAUGAAUGGGUUCCAGCCGGUGGCUGAUUUGUCCUCAUCAGCCAUUGAAAAGACAGACGAAGCCUAUUAUGAACUCGGCCUUGGUACACCGUUCCCGUUCUAUAACAAAAGAUACAGCAGUAUUUUUAUUAACGAAGAUGGUGUUCUGACUUUUCUGGACCCAGUGGCCCUCGCAGGACCCAUCAGUAUUCCAAUCUUUGACGUGGAUGGAUCGGGUGAAAUAGAUCAACCUCAGGAGAGGAUGGUCCUCAUAGCGCCAUUCUGGACUGAAGUGAAACCAGAUACCGGUAACGUGUAUUACAGAGACGGGUUGAGCUCAUCGACGCUGCAGGCCGCAGAGAACAUCGUCAAGGGCUGCUACAUAGACCAGUCUCGGUUCACUGCAACGGCAGGAGUUGUGGUUACGUGGGACCAAGUGUCGAAUGAUGAUGACACGACCAAGAAAAACAGCUUUCAAGCAAUCCUCGUCUACGAUGAUUUCAGGUCCUUCGUAAUUUUUUAUUACAGUGAUAUGCAGUACCAGUCAACGUCCGUACCAAAUGUUGGUUUCAACGCUGGAGACAUUAAAGGUGGUCUUGCGUUCACUGAGGGAAGCUACCGUGACCUGCCUAGCGGUACUAACUGUGCUGAGCAAAGUGAGACGCACUCUGGAGCCUAUGUCUUUAGAGUUGAUGUGGAGCGUAUGUCGUCGGCAGGCUGUCCUGGUGAUACCCAAAAUAUCGCCCUCCAGGUUGCGCCAUCUUCGGGGCCCAUGGUUGGCGGGAAUCGCAUCACCGUCAUGCACGGGUGCGAUCUUAACUCCAAAGAACCCGUGUGUGUCUUUACAAAGGGUGGCGUCAUCCUGCAGACAGUCACCAAGGUGGAGACUAUUGACUCGGCCGUUUAUUGCAUCCCUGGGCCGUUCUACGUGACUGAAGACGUUACCAUACUGGUCUAUAAAUCACUGGAGCAGGCUGAAGCUGAUCCUCCAGAGACCCCUUUUAUUACAGCCAAGUACACAGUAGAUCAUCCAGACGACAGCGUGCCUAGCGUGACGCGAUCCUCAGCCGACUCCUCCUCCUGGAACACGGCGGGAACGAGUCUGACAAUAACGUGGGACUCAACGCUCUUCAUGAGCGACACCCUGGUAACGGUCUCCGUCCUGCAGUACGAUGAAUCCUUAGCUGGGCAGAUUCCAACUUGGGAGCUGGCCUAUAACCUUGGAGUCAGCGAGCCGAAUAUCGGAUCCUUCUCCUUUAUACCAAUGGCAUUGGAUAACAUAACUGAAACCAACCCGUUUGGGAUCAUCCGAGUCAUUGGAGAGGGCGAGUACCCUGUGUCACUAUUCAGCGAUGUUCACAUGCUAGGAUAUCUCCUUCAUCAACCCUAUCAGGAUAAUCCUGUAGUAUGGGCUGAUGAGCAAUGCACAAGGUGGGACGCUCAAGAAGAUUUGGACAACAAUGCUAAUGGUGAGCCCAGAUACUUCAGUGAUGUCACAGCUUGCCCCUGCAAUCUAGACCAAGUAGAGUUGGAUUUCGGAAGUUUCUUUGAGCAAACUGGUGGCUGUUCAAGAAAUUUUGGCGAUCCUUCAUGUACACGAGAGAUGAGCAGCUCAAGAAGAUGUUUCUUAAGCACAAACUCAAUAGCUGGGGCAGAAUGUUGCUACAGUCUCGAGGGCAAUUUAAUAUUCUCCAUGGAUGACCGCACAGGAGGCAGUUCGGACAAGGCACCGAUGCUGGGCGUGGCGCCUUAUGCUCUGCCCGGUCAUACCCCAUACUUGUCCCACUGGGUGGAGGACGUUGUACCUUAUCAGUUCUGCUGCCGUUGGGCGACGGAUAGGUGUCGUACUUACCUUGAGAACCGACCCGGAAAGGACUGCUAUGACUACAGUGCACAACAGUCAGCUGUUGUCUUUGGUGACCCACACUUUGUGACCUUUGACGGGCGGAGGUACACCUUUAACGGCAUUGGAGAAUAUCAACUGAUGGAGGUAGCUAGCCUUGGAUUCAGACUGCAUGGAAGAACAGCAAUGGCAACUGAGCAGGGAAGAGACCCAGUUGCCAGUUUCCUCUCAGCUGUCGCCGUGCAUGAAACCGGAAGUGACUCCAUCCACAUCGAGGUUGGGCAGCUCAGACCAUUGAAUCUCUACGUCGUAGGGGCAGAUGGCAGCUUCAGGCAACCUGACCUAUGGAUGGAUGGCGCAGUUUAUCAUCCGUUACACCUCAGGGGGGUAUCUUUGCAUGUGAGCCCUACCUUUAGAGAGAUAACGCUAUCCUUCCACGUCUCACAUAUUAACAUUAAAGUGAAAGCAGAAUCGCUGACACCAAGUAUAACCGUGGAGGUAUUGUCAGGCACAACUGUGAUUGGCACAGCAGCGGUGACCGGGCUGAUGGGCGACAUGGACGGAGAUCCUUUGAAUGAUAUUAAGAGCAUUACCGGAACUGUCUAUCAGGGAGAUGACCCAACCGAGAUGUUUGAACUGUUCCAGACAUGGGAAGCAACUACACCUGAUAUGUUCCACCGUGACGGAGUGACGAAAAGAGGAGACUAUCGAAACACAACCUUCGUCCCCACGUUAGUGACACCCGGAUCGGAGACGCUUCCGCCAAGCAUUGGUACUGGGUUGGAAAGCACAUGCCAGAACCUCCAGGAAUGUAUCUUUGACAUGUCCGUCACUCAGACAGCGGAAGCUGGUCAGGCUGCAUUCGCCGCUAAUGCUGAAUUUGUGGAGAUGCAGCAGAUGUUAGCGAAAGUCGAGACGUGCCGAUACAUCCAAGGUCCAGAGGGCGGCCAGGUAGCCUUCUCAGAUGAAACCAAGCAAUACAUGGUUGGAACGUCCGUCACUUUCUCGUGCGAUGACGCUGCAAAUAUUCUAAUAGGUCCAGCAACUCGCAACUGUCAAUCCAAUAGACAGUGGUCAAACUCAGUUGUCCCAGUCUGUAUUGAUACCGAUUGUGACAGAGAGACCCUGAGUGCUGAUGGAGUUGAGGUGGUAAAAGAAGGCACAGACAGUGAUGGCAAUAUACAGGUGACGGUAGGCUGCCCCGGUACAAAUGUCACAUCAACUCUAACUUGCAAGAGUGGAGUGUGGACUGGAGGCAAAAUUAGCUGCUCCGUGGCCGGUUUGACGGGUGGUGCCGUGGCCGGAAUUGUGGUGGCGCUGUUCAUUAUCAUAGCCCUCGUGGUGAUCGGUGUCGGCUACAUCUUGUUCCGUAGGAAAGAGGGAGUGAAAGAUCUCGGCCAAUCAGGAACUCAGGUGAAGGAGAAUCAACCAGCUGAGAAUUGGGGAAUGGAACAGGAGGCAGCGGACGCCUCGGCUGCACACGCCAGCACCAGACCGAAAUUCAACUCGGAAGUCUAAAGUUCAAACAACAACACCUCAACUGCAAAAACUGCUUGAAAUACGACUUAGUUAUCACAGCGUGCAAACAGGGCCUUAUCUCAUAGAGCUGCUUUAACGGCUGAUUUUUGGGCUUGCUGUACACUUUCCAUUUCAUAGCACUGCUAACCGUAAGCACAUGAAAAGGCAUGCUAACCUUCCGGUGCUCACUGCACGAAAAUAUAUGAUGUCACAAUGCAAAUUCAUGGUGAUCCACGAUAUGGCUGCCUAAUUUUUCUGCUAACCUAUGAAUACCCUUGCACCUUAGCAAAUUUUUCUGCUACAGUAAGAUUGAAAAUUUGCUUACUGUUAAGCAGCGCUGUGUAUUUGGGCCGUGGUCUAAAGGGAUGUUUCAACUAUACUGGCAAGUUUUCAUUUUUAAAAAGAUAUAAGUGUCUUACACUUCUUGCAAGUGUUUCUGUUCGGGAAAUUUAGAAGAGCACACUAUUUGACCUUCCCUGGCAUGAUGCUUAUCGGUCACUUAAUGAGUGUCUGUUUUUAAUUAGGAUAGUAACUACCGUUUCAUUUCAUUGAUUAAUUCUGGUGGUGAAGCCAAGAACUUGAUUUAGUCACUACACUAGCCAAGAACCAUAGAGAAGACAAGUGAGGAUGUCUCAGUUUUAGACUUUUGAAGAAAACCCUGCCUCCGUGAAGUAUCAGGCUGCCUUUACCUUUAUAUUGUAAACACUAUAAAAGUACAGAGAGUUCACCCCAACCCAAUAGUGCCAUCGUUUUAUAAUACUAAUAAUAGCUUUAUUUAGCGCACUCCAUGUACCAACAAGGUACUCUAGGCGCUUGGUACAUACAGUUUUUUUUUAUAAAGAUAGGUUAAUGAAGUUAUGAAUUAUGAGACCCAAAUCUUAAAGUGAUUUUAUGGGGUUUUGGUAAUCAUUAAGGUCAGUUUGUGUGAAGUGGGUGUGGCUUAAAGCAGAAGUUUUACACUUGGGAGCAGGGCCCAUUUCUGCUUACCAGAAAUUAGCAGGAUACCAAUAACAAAUUGUACAAGAUAGAAUACUUUUGUUACAUCUUGUUGUUUAUUAUCUUUUGUUACUUUGCAAUUGCUUUGUUUGGUUUAUAAUUUGCUUAUUUUUUUUUCUGCAGGUAUUUUGUAUGCGUUCAUUUUAAAUGGUGUGAAGCUGAACUAUUUCUUUUUUUCAUAGAAACACAGCUUAGUUCGGAAAGAAUGUUAUAAGUUAGGUAAAUGCAUUAUGGGGAGGUUCCAGCGAGAAGUUUCGAGUUGGAGACUCUAGGUGGCGGCAGACCACGGUCUCGAUAAAGUGUGCUUUCUCAGAACUACGUUAACAACUAACUUUAUUACACACAAUGCAACUACAUUUGAAAUAAGAAUGAAUUGUUUUGCAUCAACAAGGUUUUCUUUGUUUCUGAAGGUUGUAUAUACCCGCAAUGGUUUUUUAUUCACUGUAAUUUUCUUUUGAAAGUUUGCGUCAAAACAUAAGAUAAGAAAUGUGUUAUCCCACACUGGGGAAAUUAAAACUUGCCUCAAAACAUGGAUCACGUUACGGCAUGCGUUCAUCAUGCGAGUUUCAAAAUGGCGUCCACAAUCAAUACUGCCACCUAGCGUUCUAAGAUAUCUCAUUCGAAAAGUUGGGCAAAACGACAGACAAAAUUGUUUGUUUGACUCUUCACAGGAAUCGGUUAACAGUAGUCAUGAGUCUUUGACCUUUAGUUUCCAGUCAAACCGACCUUCAGUUUUAGUCUAGCACCCUGUGGCUUUCAAUUGAGUCAUACAACCAAGGAAUAUUAAGUCUUUUUUUAACUAGUUGGAGGAGUUGUUUUUAUUCACCAGACGCUGAUUUGUAUAUUAUGCACUAAACAACCUUUUUUUGCCAAAUGAUAGCCGUGUUUGUAGACUAGACUGAGAUUUUCCCAACACUUCUGUGUAUUUUUGGGGUGGGAAUGGAAUAUAAAUGUUUUAAUUACGUAAUGUAGGAGCAUUGGAGAUAGUCGGGUACCCGUAUAAAUCAGGAGUACACAUGCGUAGAUGAACUAUAGGAGACAGGUCAUCAGACAAAGAUGGCUACUAAUUUUGAAUUCCAGAAAGUAUAUAUAUUUUAUUCUAAUAAGUGUGUUUGUAGGUUAAUAACUGUUUAAAAACUAUUCUGUACACGCCAUAAUCAAAGCAUGUGUGCUCAUGCGACGUUAGGGAUGAGAAAUGUCAGACUUUCAUCUGAAUUCAGACUUUUUUAGAGAAAAACAAAUAUUAACCGUAAUUUUUGUCAAAAAAAAAAAAUCUGCUCUUUGAUCUACUUCUUUAUUGCUGAGGACACUGUUACUAACAGCUCGGUGACAUCUAAAACUCAGAGGUUUACCAACAGUUGGAAAUGACAAAACUUCAACAUACCUUCUAAAUUUGUUAUCCUAAGACGUUAUUAUUAUUAAUGACUCUCCCCAGUGAUCUCUUUUAUACGGGCAGUAGAGAUCAGUGCUCUCACCCCUGGUGGUUGUCAAAGGCCAGUAUUCUCACUUGGUUUAUCUCAACAGCAUAAAACUACAAACCUGUGAACAUU